Messenger RNA from Apis florea (little honeybee), 3396 nucleotides. RefSeq names its product terminal nucleotidyltransferase 5C. The record is from RefSeq and is a predicted model, not a curated record. Gene Ontology annotation, molecular function: RNA binding; poly(A) RNA polymerase activity. Gene Ontology annotation, biological process: mRNA stabilization. NCBI's taxonomy places the organism in Eukaryota, Metazoa, Arthropoda, Insecta, Hymenoptera, Apidae.
AUAGUUAGAGAGUAGAUGAAAAGAGUGGGGGAAAGUAGAGUGCGUGCGCGCUCGAGUUGAACGCGGUUGUCAGUGUCAAUUGGUUCGCCGCGGCGACUUAAGGUGUCGUCGACGUGUAACCCGACGUUGUACUCGAAAGUUUUUCCUCGCGUUCCGUCAUAGUUGGAAACAAUACGUUUGUCAUUCGUAUCAUCCCACGUUUAUUCUUGUGUGUUUACCAUCCUUGCUGCGAAAGCAAACGACAAAGCGUUUAUUACAACGGUGGUUCGGAAGAUCGGAAUCGAUCAGAAACAGAAACUUUGAUUUUAAUUCGUUCAUAAUUUUUUGUUCGUCUGUCUGCCCGUCAACGACGACGGGCAGCCACGUUUCAUCGAUCGAGCAAACAAGUUCUUUUUUUUUGGUGAUCCCGCUGAAAUAUCGUAAAAGCAGCGUGUCUGAUUGGUGACGAUCCACAGUGUGUACGAUCGGUCGAACGUGAGACUAAUCACGAGAAACUUCAUAAGCUCACUUUUUGUCGUUUCUGUUCUGUACGUUAUUGCCGAUUAAAAACGUCACGUGUGGUGCCGGACAACGAGAGUAUAUGCGAGAAUAAUCAGAAACGCCUGCACGCUAAGUGGACGGCAGAACGCUCAGAUCGGAUACAUGUUAGCGUGCUUCGAUAUCGGUGAACAUCAGUGAGACGUGCUGUGUCACUGCGCCCCGACGACAACACGAAGAGGCUCUUACAAGAUUGUGGCUCCCUGGAGAUCGGCGAGGAACGCCAACGUCGGGUCGCUAUGAUGGAGUCCCUGUGCCAGGUGAGCGGCACCAAAAACAUUGGCAACGAGAGCAACGCGAACACCAACAACAACAGCAACAACAACAAUCCAAAUUGCCCGGAUCCCCAGCAGAGGCUGGCCGUGCUCAGCUUCGAUCAAGUGAAACGAUUGAACGACGUGAUGAACGAAGUGGUGUGCAUCCACGGGCGUGGAAACUUUCCCACUCUGGAGGUCAGAUUGAGAGAUCUGGUGAACGUGGUCCGCAGCAAAUUGGAGUCGGAUCCGAGCAACGGUGGCGCCGGGAUGAGGGUACGCGAUAUAAGAUUGAACGGUGGCGCCGCCUCCCACGUCCUCGCCACUGAAUCGCAGCCGUACAACGAUCUGGAUCUGAUCUUUGCCGUGGAGCUUUCGAGCGGGCGAAAUUACGACAAGGUGAAGGCCGCGGUGCUCGGCUCGCUGUUCGACCUUCUGCCGGAAGGCGUGAGUCGCAAGCGUAUCACUACUUGCAGCCUGAAAGAGGCUUACGUGAGCAAAAUGGUGAAAGUGAAUAACGAAGGUGACCGAUGGUCCCUGAUCUCCCUCGGGAACUCGCGAGGCCACAGGAACGUCGAGCUGAAAUUCGUCGAUUCGAUGAGGCGGCAGUUCGAGUUCUCGGUCGACUCGUUCCAGAUUGUCCUCGACUCGCUCCUCUUGUUCUACGAAUGCAGCAAACUGCCGAUCGGCGAAAACUUCUACCCGACGGUUGUAGGCGAAUCGGUGUACGGUGACUUUCAGGAAGCGUUGUAUCACCUUCACAAGAAACUGAUCUCGACAAGGAGUCCCGAAGAGAUUCGCGGAGGUGGCCUGCUCAAGUACUGCAAUCUUCUUGUUAAGAUGUACAAACCCUCGCAGCCCGAAUACAUAAAGACCCUCGAGCGAUACAUGUGCUCGAGAUUCUUCAUCGACUUUCCCGACAUCAGCCAACAACGCGCCAAACUUGAGAACUACCUGUGGAAUCACUUCGUCGGCCCUGAGGAGGAGGCCCUCAAGUAUCAGUACCUGAUGUUACUCCAUAACGUGGUGGAAGAGUCCACUGUAUGCCUGAUGGGCCACGAGAGACGACAGACACUCGCAUUGAUCGAAAAUCUUGCCUACCAGGUGUUGUGCCAGGAGCAGCAACAACGAUUGACGAAUCAUCAGCAAGCCCCGCCUGGGCCACCCGCCACCUACGUGUACGCGAACGGUUAUUAUUACGCUCCGGUGAUACCCGCGUGUUACACGUGCACCUGCAACUCGUGGAUGGCGUGCUCGUCGUGAUGCGACAUCGACGCCAACGCCAUCGUCGCCACCAGUACCGCCAUCUCUACCGCUACGACAACUACCGGCACGGUCAUCGACGUCCGCGACAUCUCUGCGAUCAUUGCCGAUUAUAAAACCAUCGAUGAGACUCUGCUUACCGACCACGGGAGGGCCGAACAUCUACUAUUAUCAGAAAUCAACAACGAUCGACGGGAUUGGGAUCAUCGUGGUCCUUGCUUAUUCAAAAAUAUCGAGAACGAUGAUGAUCGAUCAUCAUUGAUUGUUCACGGGCCAAAGGAGUAUUGUUUAGUUCUCAGUUGACGCUUGGACAUGCAUCAAACAUCACAUAUUGACACACGAUUCAAAGUGUGACGUAGACGAGUAGCGUUCUACUCGUUGAAAUGAGAGAAGCGAGAGAAAAUGAACUCGCCGUGAUCGAUUCGAUGGAUCGUUGAUUUGAAGAAGAAGUCGGUGAUGACGAACGCUUAUUAGCGAUUCAGGGAAGACUGAAGGGAAUUAGAGGAACCAAGAAGAUUCGAACGGAAAUAUUCGAUUUGUUACAUUGCAUACGUUUUUUCGUCUAUUCGUGUAUUCUUUCUGUUUCUCCUGGAUCGACGCGUUUAUCCAACUGCAAUAGACGAAUCAGUUGUCGUGGGGGGAAGGACCAAAACACGAUGGUACUUGUUGUAAUACGGUCGUAGGGGAUCAACUGAGAGACUACAAGACUCCAAACGAAACAAAAUAAUAAUAAUAAUAAUAAAAAAAAAAAAUAAAAAAAAGAAGAAGAAGAAGAAUGAUAACAAACAAAGCGAAACAGAUAGAAAAAAUAACAGAAAAUGUGUUGUGCCUAACGAAUCCGAACGAAUAGUGGAGAGAAAUGUAAUAAUCUGUUUGCGUUACGCGCGAUAAAUGAUAGACGACUUUUAACGUUACAUUCUUAUUUGUGCGCGCGUCGAUAGAACGAAAUAGACGCGUACAACUCGCAAUAGUGGCGCGAGAAAGACGGAGACUGUGCGUGCAUCGAAAAAAAGCAUAAGUUUCAAAGUCCCUGGGGAAUAGUAGCGCUGCCGCUCAGUGGCAUCAGCUCGCCAACAAGAUUCCGAAUAAUAGAAGGAAAAUCAACUGUGAGGCGGAGAAGCGACGACUAAUCGAGAGAGAUGAGAAACGGGAGAGAAGAGUAUUGAGAAAAAAUUCGAAAAAAAAAAAAGACCGACGACGAGAGAGAAAAACGAAGGAUAGAGAGCGCCUGGAGUUGAAUCAGAAAAUAACAGAAACGAUUGUUAGCGCAUAUGGAAGCGUCCGUUAGCGUUCCACGGUCGCUCUUUCUUUUCUUUUUUCCCAGACAGAGAAAAACGAAAAA